AGAACAAACAAAACAUGAGAGAGAAUAAACAUUCCAGUUGUCAAGUCCUCAUGAAACCUAUGAUAUGAAUGCGAUGUUUUAAAAUACCUCGUGUGACGCCAGCCUUUCAAGAAGAGGUGUGAAAUAAAACAUUACAAUUCUGGGUAAAACAUUAAAACUAUUAAUGAUAGAACCAAACCUGCAAAGUAAAACAUGCUCAGACAUCAUAGGAAAGUGAAAUACUGCUAUAGAUGAACAUACAUCUGAGGUUUGAACAUUACUCUCGGCUCCUCUGUGCUUGUGUCUCCAUCUCCAACACUUGUCUGUACAGAAGUUGUGCAUGUGUGUGUAGAGCAUGUUAGUUGUUGAAUAUUGCAUGUUUCCAUGUUUCCUGUAGACCACAGACGGGUGAGAGGUCGUGCUCGUGCUCGCAGAAGUAUUAAUAGUGACUCGUUUUCAGGUGAUGUACACACUCGCAUGCAUGUUGUGUGUAUAUCCUUGUGUGUCUGUAUGUUUGUUAUACAGGGAGGGGGCUGUUAAAUUGAUUUUGUUGUUUUAAUCUCAAGAUUGAUAUACAGAUAGAUGAAGAUUGUUGAAGCAGCAAAUCUUUAAUGACAUUUGUUGUUUUAAGGAAUUACAACUUCAUUUGUUCGCAUGUUUUCCCCUCCACCUGAAACUACCUCAGGUCCUGUCAUAUCAACGGCUGCCUCUCCCCUGAGCAGCCAGACGCCCACGACCACAGGUUCACCACCAUUAAACUGUAACAUCAAUGGACUCUGUUCCGAUACAGACGCUUAUUUUUGGAUGUUCUUAAGUGUUGAGGCCAGAAACAGCAGUGAUGUGACAGACCUGCUGACCACAGCGUUUGGCUGCAGAGUAAAUGCACCACAGAUUUUCUGUGAGGGUGGAACAAAUGUUCAGGUAGUCGAGGUUUCCUGUGGUGAACAAAGUGAGAUGAGAAAUAGGACCUGCGGCGUGCUGCUGAAGCUCGGCCACACCGUCUCAGCUUGUGAUCUGCAGCUGGCCGGAGCGUCUGCACUGCAGCAAGCUGGAAGCGAGAAGGCACGGGCGACAAUCAUGGGACAGGUGGAGAGAGUCGGUCGAAAUCUGUGCGAGAACCUGACGUCCCCUGGUGACAACUUUGUGAGGUGCACCUUCACGUCCUCCCUGGAUGACGUCUGCCAGUCCAACACAACCUCCACCGUUAAAUGCUCUCCCCUGCAGCUCAGUUACAGCGACGCAGCCCUACAACCUACAACACACUCCUGCAGCAGGCAAACGUCUCACUUCUGUGACUGCUCCGCAUUCUGCAACUCUUCAAGCCAGUUUUUCGCCACAAGAAUUAAUAUCAACACACCCUCUGUUGAUAUUCAAACUCUUCUAAGAAGUUUGUUGUUACCACCUGGUGAGGAGUAUCCAGAGAUUUCCAAUCAUUACAAGCGCACUCAACUGGAAUGUCAGGGGACCACGCAGAGGUUAACCAGCUGCAUGCUGAUACUGGAGAUGUCUGGAUCUGUCGAUGGCUGCUCCCUGAGCAGAGCUGUGCAACGACUCAUCGACAACAACACUAGCAUCACAAAUGACAAGCCGCUCACACGCAUGGUGUUGUGUGGUUCUGCUGGUUCCACUGUCCCGACCCUGUUGGCGUCCAACCUGACCUGGGUCGCCAGUGAGCAGCCGAACUCCACCGUCUGCCAACCGACCUCCACUCUGGUUAAAUGUGAAGCGAAUCAGACACUCGCUGUUCUCCUGACUGACAGUUGUCCUCCAGAACCUUCCACCACCACGCACGGCAUCUUCUCGACUACAACCGGCACUUCUGAAGCCAACCGACACACUAACACGACAACCAACAACACCACAGCAGCGCAACAGAAAAAUGCAACACAGGGAAUAGCUCAGCCUGUCACGACAACGUCACCCACAACAAGUAACGGCGAACAAUCCUCAACUGCGCAACUUGCACUUCAAACAACAUUUCAGAGUACAAGGGAUCAGUAUAAUGGAAGUACAGUGAUUCAAAACACAACCACAACCCCAACACAACAAAAUACAACAGAAUCAGUAUCUACUGUCGACUCAACACAAACCAACAUCGCAACGUCUGCAAACGACUCAACUACUCUGGCUCAGUCAACAACAUUUAACACAACUAAACUGUCUCCCACUCACACACCACUGCACAAUGUAACCACAGCAGAUGGACUUACACUUUCUCCCAGUUACACAACAGUGAAUAACAUAACUGCACUCGCAGCACUUGCAUCUAUCCCAAAUAACACAACACUCUACAAGGAAACUACUGUUACAACAUCCAGGGACACAACAAUAUACAACAUAACAACAGCAACUGCACAUGUAAACAAUCACACAGUGUACAAUGUAACAACAGCAGCUACUUUUACACAGUCUUCCAGUAACGCAUCAGUGAACAACAUAACUUCAGUAAGACAUGUUAGGUCUUCAACAAAUACCACAACAAACUACACUGUAAGUCCUAUUGAUGCAGUUACAACAACCGAACCACUUACGUCUUUUCUAAAUAACACAACACACUACACUGUAACUACAACAGAUGCAGUUACACCUUCUCCAACUAACACAACAGUUAAUAGCAUAACUACAACCAGACCAGUUACAUCUCUUCCAAAUAACACAACAAACUACACUGUCACUGCAACAGAUACAACUAUACCCUCUCCAAGUAUCACAACAGUUAACAACAUAACAACAGCCAGACCACUUACAAUUUCUCCAAACUACACUGUAACUGCAACUGAUACAUCUAUAUCUUCUACAAGUAACACAACUUCUAGCAACAUAACAACAACCACAGCAGUUACAUAUAUUCCAAAUAACACAACCAACUACACUGUAACUACAACAGAUGCAGUUACACCAUCUCCAAGUAACACAACAGUUAACAACAUAACAACAACCAUACCACUUACGAUUUCUCCAAACAACACAAUAAACUACACUGUAACUGCAACUGAUACAACUAUACCUUCUCCAAGUAACACAACAUUUAGCAACAUAACAACAACCAGACCAGUUACAUAUAUUCCAAAUAACACAACAAACUAUGCUGUAACUACAACAGAUGCAGUUACACCUUCUCCAAGUAACACAACAGUUAACAACAUAACAACAAGACCAGUAACAUAUCUUCCAAAUAACACAACAAACUACACUGUAACUACAACAGAUGCAGUUACACCUUCUCCUAGUAACACAACAUUGAGCAACAUAACAACCAGACCAGUUACAUCUCUUCCAAAUAACACAACAAACUACACUGAAACUACAACAGAUGCAGUUACACCUACUCCAAGUAACACAACAGUUAACAACAUAACAACAACCAGACCAGUUACAUCUCUUCCAAAUAACACAACAAACUACACUGAAACUACAACAGAUGCAGUUACGCCUACUCCAAGUAACACAACAGUUAACAACAUAACAACAACCGGACCAGUUACAUCUAUUCCAAAUAACACAACAAACUACACUGACGCUACAACAGAUGCAGUUACAUCAUCUCCAAGUAACACAACAAUUAGCAACAUAACAACAACUACAUCAGUUACAUCUCUUCCAAAUAACACAACACACUACACUGUACCUGCAACAGAUACAACUACACCUUCUCCAAUUAACACAACAGUUAACAACAUAACAACAAACAGACCAGUUACAUCUAUUCCAAAUAACACAACCAACUACACUGUAACUACAACAGAUGCAGUUACACCUUCUCCAAGUAACACAACAGUUAACAACAUAACAACAGCUAGACCACUUACGAUUUCUCCAACCAACAUAACAAACUACACUGUAACUGCACCAGAUACAACUACACCUUCUCCAAGUAACGCAACAGUUUAUAACAUAACAACCAGACCAGUUACAUCUCUUCCAAAUAACACAACAAACUACACUGUAACUACAACAGAUUCAACUAUACCUUCUCCAAGUAACACAACAAUUAACAACAUAACAACAGCCAGACCACUUACGAUUUCUCCAACCAACACAACAAACUACACUGUAACUGCUACUGAUACAACUAUACCUUCUCCAAGUAACACAACAUUUACCAACAUAACAAUAACCAGACCAGUUACAUCUCCUCCAAAUAACGCAACAAACUACACUGUAACUGCAGCAGAUACAACAAUACACUCUCCAAGUAACACAACAGUUAACAACAUAACAACAACCGGACCAGUUACAUUUCCUCCAAAUAACUCAACAAACGAUACUUUAACUACAACAGAUACAGUUACACCCUCUCCAAGUUACACAACAGUUAGCAACAUAACAACAACCAGAUCAGUUACAUCUCUUCCAAAUAACACGACAAUUUACACUGUACCUGCAACAGAUGCAGUUACACCUUCUACAAGUAACACAACAGUUAACAACAUAAGAACAACUGGACCAGUUACAUCUAUUCCAAAUAACACAACCAACUACACUGUAACUACAACAGAUGCAGUUACACCUUCUCCAAGUAACACAACAAACUACCCUGUAACUGCGACAGAUACAACUACACCUUCUCCAAGUAACACAACAGUUAACAACAUAACAACAACCGGACCAGUUACAUCUAGUCAAAAUAACACAACAAAUUACACUGCACCUGCAACAGAUGCAGUUACACCUUCUCCAAGUAACACAACAGUUAACAACAUAACAACAACCAGACCAGUUACAUCUCCUCCAACUAACACAACAAACUACACUGGAACUACAACAGAUGCAGUUACACCUUCUCCAAGUAACAGAACAGUUAACAACAUAACAACAACCGGACCAGUUACAUCUAGUCAAAAUAACACAACAAAUUACACUGCACCUGCAACAGAUGCAGUUACACCUUCUCCAAGUAACACAACAGUUAACAACAUAACAACAACCAGACCAGUUACAUCUCCUCCAACUAACACAACAAACUACACUGGAACUACAACAGAUGCAGUUACACCUUCUCCAAGUAACAGAACAGUUAACAACAUAACAACAACCGGACCAGUUACAUCUAGUCAAAAUAACACAACAAAUUACACUGCACCUGCAACAGAUGCAGUUACACCUUCUCCAAGUAACACAACAGUUAACAACAUAACAACAACCAGACCAGUUACAUCUCCUCCAACUAACACAACAAACUACACUGGAACUACAACAGAUGCAGUUACACCUUCUCCAAGUAACAGAACAGUUAACAACAUAACAACAACCGGACCACCUACACCUUCUCCAAAUAACACACCAAACUACACUGUAACUACAAGAGAUGCAGUUUCACCUUCUCCAAGUAACACAACAGUUAAGAACAUAACAACAACAAGAUCAGUUACAUAUUUUCCAAAUAACACCACAAACUACACUGUACCUGCAACAGAUACAACUAUACCUUCUCCAAGUAACACAACAAAUUACACUGUAACUGCAACAGAUACAACUACACCUUCUCCAAGUAUGACAACAGUUAACAGCAUAACAACAACCGGACCAGUUACAUCUCUUCCAAACAACACAACUAUCUACACUGUAACUUCAACAGAUGUAGUUACACCUUCUCCAAGUAACACAACAGUUAACAACAUAACAACAACUGGACAAUUUACAUAUAAUCUAAAUAACACACCAAACUACACUGUAACUACAACAGAUGCAGUUACACCUUCUCCAAGUAACACAACAGUCAUCAACAUAACAACAACUGGACCAGUUACACCUUCUCCAAGUAACACAACAGAUUACACUGUAACUGCAACAGAUACAACUACACUUUCUCCAAGUAACACAACAGUUAACAACAUAACAACAACCAGACCAGUUACAUCUAUUCCAAAUAACACAACCAACUACACUGUAACUACAACGGAUGCAGUUACACCUUCUCCAAGUAUGACAACAGUUAACAGCAUAACAACAACCAGCCCAGUUACAUCUAGUCCAAAUAACACAACUAACUACAUUGUAACUACAACAGAUGUAGUGACACGUUCUCCAAGUAACACAACAGUUAGCAACAUAACAACAACCGGACCAGUUACACCUUUUCCAAGUAACACAACAAAUUACACUGUAACUGCAACAGAUACAACCACACCUUCUCCAAGUAACACAACAGUUAACAACAUAACAACAACCACACCAGUUACAUCUAUUCCAAAUAACACAACCAACUACACUGUAACUACAACAGAUGCAGUUACACCUUCUCCAAGUAACACAACAGUUAGCAACAUAACAACAGUCAGACCACUUACAUCUAUUCCAAAUAACACAACUAACUACACUUUACCUGCAACAGAUACAACUAUACCUUCUCCAAGUAACACAACAAAUUACACUGUAACUGCAACAGAUACAACUAUACCUUCUCCAAGUAACACAACAGUUAACAACAUAAGAACAACUGGACCAGUUACAUCUAUUCCAAAUAACACAACCAACUACACUGUAACUGCGACAGAUACAACUACACCUUCUCCAAGUAACACAACAGUUAACAACAUAACAACAACCGGACCAGUUACAUCUAGUCAAAAUAACACAACAAAUUACACUGCACCUGCAACAGAUGCAGUUACACCUUCUCCAAGUAACACAACAGUUAACAACAUAACAACAACCAGACCAGUUACAUCUCCUCCAACUAACACAACAAACUACACUGGAACUACAACAGAUGCAGUUACACCUUCUCCAAGUAACAGAACAGUUAACAACAUAACAACAACCGGACCACCUACACCUUCUCCAAAUAACACACCAAACUACACUGUAACUACAACAGAUGCAGUUUCACCUUCUCCAAGUAACACAACAGUUAAGAACAUAACAACAACAAGAUCAGUUACAUAUUUUCCAAAUAACACCACAAACUACACUGUACCUGCAACAGAUACAACUAUACCUUCUCCAAGUAACACAACAAAUUACACUGUAACUGCAACAGAUACAACUACACCUUCUCCAAGUAUGACAACAGUUAACAGCAUAACAACAACCGGACCAGUUACAUCUCUUCCAAACAACACAACUAUCUACACUGUAACUUCAACAGAUGUAGUUACACCUUCUCCAAGUAACACAACAGUUAACAACAUAACAACAACUGGACAAUUUACAUAUAAUCUAAAUAACACACCAAACUACACUGUAACUACAACAGAUGCAGUUACACCUUCUCCAAGUAACACAACAAAUUACACUGUAACUGCAACAGAUACAACUACACUUUCUCCAAGUAACACAAUAGUUAACAACAUAACAACAACCAGACCAGUUACAUCUAUUCCAAAUAACACAACCAACUACACUGUAACUACAACGGAUGCAGUUACACCUUCUCCAAGUAUGACAACAGUUAACAGCAUAACAACAACCAGCCCAGUUACAUCUAGUCCAAAUAACACAACUAACUACAUUGUAACUACAACAGAUGUAGUGACACGUUCUCCAAGUAACACAACAGUUAGCAACAUAACAACAACCGGACCAGUUACACCUUUUCCAAGUAACACAACAAAUUACACUGUAACUGCAACAGAUACAACCACACCUUCUCCAAGCAACACAACAGUUAACAACAUAACAACAACCAGACCAGUUACAUCUAUUCCAAAUAACACAACCAACUACACUGUAACUACAACAGAUGCAGUUACACCUUCUCCAAGUAACACAACAGUUAGCAACAUAACAACAACCAGACCAGUUACAUCUAUUCCAAAUAACACAACCAACUACACUGUAACUACAACAGAUGCAGUUACACCUUCUCCAAGUUACACAACAAACUACCCUGUAACUGCGACAGAUAGAACUACACCUUCUCCAAGUAACACAACAGUUAACAACAUAACAACAGUCAGACCACUUACGAUUUCUCCAAACAACACAACAAACUACACUGUAACUGCAACAGAUACAACUACACCUUCUCCAAGUUACACAACAGUUAACAACAUAACAACAACCGGACCAGUUACAUCUAUUCCAAAUAACACAACCAACUACACUGUAACUACAACAGAUGCAGUUACACCUUCUCCAAGUAACACAACAAACUACCCUGUAACUGCGACAGAUACAACUACACCUUCUCCAAGUAACACAACAGUUAGCAACAUAACAACAACCAGACCAGUUACAUCUAUUCCAAAUAACACAACCAACUACACAUUAACUACAACGGAUGCAGUUACACCUUCUCCAAGUAUGACAACAGUUAACAGCAUAACAACAACCGGCCCAGUUACAUCAAGUCCCAAUAACACAACCAACUACACAUUAACUACAACGGAUGCAGUUACACCUUCUCCAAAUAUGACAACAGUUAACAGCAUAACAACAACCGGCCCAGUUACAUCAAGUUCAAAUAACACAACUAACUACAUUGUAACUACAACAGAUGUAGUUACACCUUCUCCAAGUAACACAACAGUUAGCAACAUAACAACAACCGGACCAGUUACACCGUCUCCAAGUAACACAACCAACUACACUGUAACUACAACAGAUGCAGUUACACCUUCUCCAAGUAACACAACAAACUACCCUGUAACUACGACAGAUAGAACUACACCUUCUCCAAGUAACACAACAGUUAACAACAUAACAACAGUCAGACCACUUACGAUUUCUCCAAACAACACAACAAACUACACUGUAACUUCAACAGAUACAACUAUACCUUCUCCAAGUAACACAACAGUUAACAACAUAACAACAACUGGACCAGUUACAUCUAUUCCAAAUAACACAACCAACUACACUGUAACUUCAACAGAUACAACUAUACCUUCCCAAAGUAACACAACCGUUAGCAACAUAACAACAACUGGACCAGUUACACCUUCUCCAAGUAACACAACAAACUACCCUGUAACUACGACAGAUAGAACUACACCUUCUCCAAGUAACACAACAGUUAACAACAUAACAACAGUGAGACCACUUACGAUUUCUCCAAACAACACAACAAACUACACUGUAACUUCAACAGAUACAACUAUACCUUCUCCAAGUAACACAACAGUUAACAACAUAACAACAACUGGACCAGUUACAUCUAUUCCAAAUAACACAACCAACUACACUGUAACUACAACAGAUGCAGUUACACCUUCUCCAAGUAACACAACAGUUAGCAACAUAACAACAACCAGACCAGUUACAUCUAUUCCAAAUAACACAACCAACUACACUGUAACUACAACAGAUGCAGUUACACCUUCUCCAAGUAACACAACAGUUAGCAACAUAACAACAACCAGACCAGUUACAUCUAUUCCAAAUAACACAACCAACUACACUGUAACUACAACAGAUGCAGUUACACCUUCUCCAAGUAACACAACAAACUACCCUGUAACUACGACAGAUAGAACUACACCUUCUACAAGUAACACAACAGUUAACAACAUAACAACAGUCAGACCACUUACGAUUUCUCCAAACAACACAACAAACUACACUGUAACUUCAACAGAUAAAACUAUGCCUUCUCCAAGUAACACAACAGUUAGCAACAUAACAACAACUGGACCAGUUACACCUUCUCCAAGUAACACAACAGUUAACAACAUUACAACAACCAGACCAGUUACAUCUAUUCCAAGUAACACAACAAAUUACACUGUAACUGCAACAGAUACAACUACACUUUCUCCAAGUAACACAACAGUUAACAACAUAACAACAACUGGACCAGUUACAUCUAUUCCAAAUAACACAACCAACUACACAUUAACUACAACGGAUUCAGUUACACCUUCUCCAAGUAUGACAAAAGUUAACAACAUAACAACAACCAAACCAGUUACAUCUAUUCCAAAUAACACAACCAACUACACUGUAACUACAACAGAUGCAGUUACACCUUCUCCAAGUAACACAACAAACUACCCUGUAACUGCGACAGAUACAACUUCACAUUCUCCAAGUAACACAGCAGUUAGCAACAUAACAACAACCAGACCAGUUUCAUCUAUUCCAAAUAACACAACCAACUACACAUUAAUUACAACGGAUGCAGUUACACCUUCUCCAAAUAUGACAACAGUUAACAGCAUAACAACAACCGGCCCAGUUACAUCUAGUCCAAAUAACACAACUAACUACACUGUAACUACAAUAGAUGUAGUUACACCUUCUCCAAGUAACACAACAGUUAGCAACAUAACAACAACCGGACCAGUUACACCUUCUCUAAGUAACACAACAAAUUACACUGUAACUGCAACAGAUACAACUACACCUUCUCCAAGUAACACAACAGUUAGCAACAUACCAACAACCAGACCAGUUACAUCUAUUCAAAAUAACACAACCAACUACACUGUAACUACAACAGAUGCAGUUACACCUUCUCCAAGUAACACAACAAACUACCCUGUAACUGCGACAGAUACAACUACACCUUCUCCAAGUAACACAACAGUUAGCAACAUACCAACAACCAGACCAGUUACAUCUAUUCCAAAUAACACAACCAACUACACAUUAACUACAACGGAUGCAGUUACACCUUCUCCAGGUAUGACAACAGUUAACAGCAUAACAACAACUGGCCCAGUUACAUCUAGUCCAAAUAACACAACUAACUACACUGUAACUACACCAGAUGUAGUUACACCUUCACCAAGUAACACAACAGUUAACAACAUAACAACAACAAGAUCAGCUACAUAUUUUCCAAAUAACACCACAAACUACACCGUACCUGCAACAGAUACAACUAUACCUUCUCCAAGUAACACAACAGUUAGCAACAUAACAACAACCGGACCAGUUACAUCUAUUCCAAAUAACAAAACAAACUACACUGGAACUACAACCGAUGCUGUUACACCUUCUCCAAGUAACACAACAGUUAACAACAUUACUACAACCAGACCAGUUACAUCUAUUCCAAAUAACACAACAAACUACACUUUAACGACCACAGUUGCAACUACACCUUCUCCAAGUAACACAACAGUUAACAACAUAACAACAACCAGGUCAGUUACAUCUCUUCCAAAUAACACAACAAACUUCACUGUAACUGCAACUGAUACAACUAUACCUUCUCCAAGUAACACAACAGUUAACAACACAACAGCAUUAAGACCAGUUACAUCUACCCCAAAUAACACAACAAACUACAAUGUAACUUCACCAAAAAAUAACACAACAGCCUCUAACAUUUACGCAACAAAUAACACAACAGCUUCUGUAAAUCAGACUACAGAGUACAAUCUAACUACAACAAACAACAAUCACACAACAGCCUCUAACAUCUACACAACAAAUAACCCAACAGCUUCUAUAAAUCAGACUACAGAGUACAAUCUAACUACACCCACCAACAAUCUCACAACAGCCUCUAACAACUACACAACAGCCUUUCACAAUAACACAACAGAGUUUAGUCUAACUACAGCAGCCAACAAUUACACAACAGGAUACAAUGUAACUUCAGCUGAGAACAGGAAUGUAAACAAUGGCACAAUCACAACAAGCAAUACAACAGCAGCCAACAAUUACACAACAGAGUACAAUGGAACUGCAGCCACCCACAAUUACACAACUGCCUCUACCAUCCACACAACAAAUAACCCAACAGCUUCUAACAAUCACACUACAGAAUACAAUAUAACUACACCCACCAACAAUUACACAACAAAUAAAACAACAGACUUCAAUGUUACUAUAGCCUCAAAAAAUUACACAACAGCCUCUAACAAUUACACAACCAAUUACAGUGUAACUACAGUCACCAACAAUUACACAACAAGUAAUACACCAGAGUAUAAUGUAACUACAGCAGCCAACAAUUACACAAUAGGAUACAAUGUAACUACAGCUGGGAACAGGAGUUUAAAUAAUGGCACAAUCACAACAAGCAAUACAACAACACACACAACAGAGUACAAUGUAACAACAGCAGCCAACAAUUACACAACAGAAUACAAUGUAUCUACUGCAGCCAACAAUAACAAAACAGCAUCUAAGAAUUACACAACAAAUUACACCACAGCCUCUUCGAAUUACACAACAGAGUACAAUGUAACUGCAGCCACCCACAAUGAUACAACAGCCUCCAGCAAUGAUACAACAGCCUCGAAUAACUACACAGCAGAGUAUAAUGUAACUACUGUUUCGCAGAACUACACAGCAAUAGAGAAUAUUACAACUACUACUGUUUCUUUGAAUGUAACAGUUGCACCCAUCACGGAAACACAACAGAACACAACUGUGACUCACACGACUUCUCAAGUUAACACAAGUCUAAACAAUUCAACAACGACAACAAACUUGACUGUGGACAACACAACUUCUGUUGUGAACAACAGCAUUACAACCACUGCAUCUCCGCUGGACAACCAAACCACAAAUCACACCACAUCGAGUUCGACCCACAGCAUCACAUCAUCUGCAAAUAAUUACACAAACUCCACGACAACUGCCAACAGCAUUGAUCCCACUGUCACCAACAACACUACUACGGCAACAAGCUACAACCAGAGCUCAACUACCAGCAGUUUAACAAUCGCUCUCAACCAAACCACAAAAAGUCCAACUACAACAACGAAUACUAAUUCUACAGCUACUACUACUGCUACAACUACCAACGCUACAACUGCUACACCUGGCCCACUUCCGGCAUCGCCCAACACCACAACUGCUUUGGUUCCCUCAACAACCACAACAACUCUCCCAUCUACCGUCGUCAUCGGCACAACUGAAGCACCGACUGGUUCGGCUCCGACUUCCACAGCUGCUUCAGGGACAACGAUGAGCCAAGAGGCCAAAGAGGAGCUGGCGAACAGGAUGUUGGACCAGACUCAGGAAGCGUCACAGCUCGAAUCCUCUCAGUUGGAGCAGAUAGUGGAGCAGCUGGAGAGGCUGCUGGACGGCCCGACUGUCUCUAGGUCUGUGGGACAAAAAGUCAUCAACAUCAUCAGUAACUUGAUGGAGGCCGACGCUGAGGCCCUCUCUGCGUUGGCUAAUAGGCUGAUUCGAGUCGUGGACACCGUGGGUCUGAAGCUGGCCGUCAGCGGCGACCGAGAGAUCCUCUCGGCACAGUCACUGGUUCUGGCCGUCAGGACGGUGGAUGGGACCAACUUCCCGACAACAUCUGUCGACAUCUUCAACACGGAUAAUGUUCAGCUUCGUGCUCUCAGCAGGACCAGGUCCAAGAGGUCGGCUCCUGCUCUGGGAUCAGUUUUCCUGCCCUCCACCCUGACUGCAGGUCUCAGUCCUGAGCAGCAACAACAGGCCAGCAGGGUCCAGUUCACUUUCUACACCAAAAACGCCUUUUUCCAGGACCCAUCAUUAGAAAACACAACUGUCGUCAGUACAGUUCUGGGCUCCAGUGUUGCCAAUUUGUCAAUAAGCAACUUGAGUGAGGACAUUCGGUUCACCAUCCAAAACACCAACCCCGUACCUGGAAACUUUUCGGCUUCCUGUGUAUUUUGGGACUUCACUCAGAAUGGUGGUGAUGGAGGCUGGAGCUCUGACGGCUGCUUUGUUGUCAACGCCACGUCGGAAAAAACGAUUUGCAGCUGCAAUCAUCUCACGUCAUUUGCAAUACUCCUGGAUUUGCCCAGAGAAGGAAUAAUCGAUCGUGAGCACGCACAAAUCCUAACUUUCAUCACCUACAUCGGCUGUGGAGUCUCUGCUAUCUUUCUUGCCGUCACUUUACUGACGUACCUUUUAUUUGAGAAACUGAUGCGAGACAUUCCGGCCAAGAUCCUGGUGCAGCUCUCCUUUUCCCUGCUCUUCCUCAACCUGGUGUUCUUACUGGACGGCUGGCUGGCGCUCUACCCGGCGGUCGGGCUGUGUAUCAGCACCGCCUUCUUCCUGCACUACUUUCUGCUGACCACGUUCACCUGGGCCGGGCUGGAGGCGCUGCACAUGUACCUGAGCAUCGUCAAAGUGUUCACGCCUUACCUGAGCAAAUACAUGCUCAAGUUCUCCCUGAUAGGCUGGGGUGUUCCCCUCAUCCCGGUGAUCAUCAUAAUAGCAGUAGACAAAGACAACUACGGUUUAGUGACAUACGGAAAAUACACAGAUGGAACAACAGACGACUUCUGUUGGCUGCGUAACGACAUCGCCUUCUACGUGGGCGUGGUGGCGUACUUCCUGGCGAUCUUUGCCGUGUGCCUGCUCGUCUUCAUCGUGGUCAUGAUCCAACUCUCUCGGAUCAAGAGGCAGAACCCUCAGAACCAGGCUCCGAACAGAGGAGUGAUGACGGACGUGCGCAGCGUCAGCGGCCUCAUCAUCCUGCUCGGCCUCACCUGGGGCUUCGCUCUGUUCGCCUGGGGGCCGCUCUACCUGCCCUUCGUUUACCUCUUCACCAUAUUCAACUCUCUGCAAGGUUUCUUUGUCUUUGUUUUCCACUGUGCUAUCAAGGAGAACGUCAGGAGGCAGUGGCGGACUUAUCUCUGCUGCGGGAGGCUGCGAUUGGCCGAGAACUCUGAUUGGAGUCGUACGGCCACUCAGAACAACAGGAAUCUGUCGAUGGCUACCGCCUUCACCUCAGCUCCCUCCUCCUCCUCGCAAAGGUCCUCUGUCGUCAGUGAUGUCACCAAUAGCAGUGGGUCUGUGUUUGUAGACAGCGGAAUAUCGGACAGCACCAACAGCGACGUGGUCUUCAACGAGCUCCACAGACGAAACACGUUUUCACGAGGCGAACCCUGAUGGCUGGGUCCAGGUGGGGGGGGGGCUUAAAGAAGUUAUCAGUGUUACAUGAGAUGAAGGAUUAAAGUUGUAAUGAAGGAUCGAAGGCUUCAGAGAAGAAGUGAGACUAAAGUUCCUGGAGUGGAAAAUUGUUACUUGACAUCAUUUGUAUAUUGACGGUGGGAAACAGAAAAGAUGAAAGAGGCUUGUUAACAGCGGUCAAUGUACAGAAGGAGGAUUUGUGACUGAAAAUCUGAAUCAUGUCUGUGUCUGUAGGAUUAUUACUGCAAACGUUGAUUCUAUUACAUUAUAUUCAGAUUGUUUUGAUUGUUGUGAGGGUAGUUUGCUCUCUUUCAGUAGAUUGUUAUACCUUUUGGAACAUGAAUGGGGAGAAAUGAAGAUAUCUCCAUUGUUCCAUGAACUGUUGCCACUAUAUUUUUUAAUUUGACCCUCUCUCUGAUGAGGGAGGUCUUAAGGCACUUUGAGAAAUACCGCAGAUGUAAAGUUAAUUAAAUGAAAAUAUCCACAUGCUUUUUUAUCUAAUCUAUAUUUUUAUUAGUAUGUUGAUUUAGACUCGAGAGAUGCACUAUUAUAUGAGAUUGUAUCAGAUAUUUUUUUAAAGGAGUGUAUUGGUUGUGCAGUUUGCUGGAGCAUCAGCAGACAGUGAGGAUUUACAUCCUGCCCUUUUUUUAUCGGGAGCAGAUUUGACUAAAUGUCCUUGUGGGUGAACAUGUGCAUGUCACGAACGAGAAGAUAAUAAACCUUCAAUUUAU
Molecule: messenger RNA, 15449 nt
Organism: Pleuronectes platessa (European plaice)
Lineage: Eukaryota; Metazoa; Chordata; Actinopteri; Pleuronectiformes; Pleuronectidae
Gene: adgrg2a
Product: adhesion G protein-coupled receptor G2a
Exons: 30
Coding region: 634-14697 (4687 amino acids)
Biological process (GO): adenylate cyclase-activating G protein-coupled receptor signaling pathway; cell surface receptor signaling pathway
Cellular component (GO): membrane
Molecular function (GO): G protein-coupled receptor activity
Source: RefSeq, a predicted model, not a curated record